GAGACCAGUGUUUCACAACCCAGCGGCUCUGGAAAGGGGAAACCAGAGGCUCUAAGCACCGACUCUCUGGAUGUAUUUAUCAGCUAAACAAGAAUCACCAACAUGAUUGUUACUGCUGUCCGGGCAAAGUACUUCUGCAACAGACAAAUAGCCUAUUUUACGAGUUUCCAACUAGUUUCAAACGUUAAAGGCUGUCGUGUGGAAGCGUGAAGAUGCGUGUCUUCGCAGCGCUGCUCUGUGCUGCCGCACUGUGCUCCGUGUCUCCGUUCGGCGGUCACUUCGAGGGAACGUGUCCUAAAGAAGCUCCGGCUCGGGGCGUGCUGGUGGUGGCCCCAGGCAGCCACCUCUCCCUCACCUGCACUGGUCAGGUGAAGCUGGACGGGAUGGAGGUUGCCUUCCCUUUUGAGACCCCGACUGCCAGAGUUGGGGAAUAUACCACUCCCCACAUGCCCCCCCCUACCACAGUCCACCAACCGGGCGCCAGCACAGUCAUCCAGACGAUAAUGAACCAGACAGGCCGCGCCACGGGGAGAACUGUUCCCAUCAGAUACAACCCCCAGAGCACCACAAACAUUGUUACUGCAGGGCACGGACGACAAACCCACUCUGAGAACAGCCGGAAAAGACGGGACAGUCCCUUGAGACAGGCUCCCCCAGAACAGAAGGCCACUUCCGCUGCAAACAUACUCUGGCCAACCAGAGGAGGCGGAGGGGCACCUUCUGAACCUGAUUGGACGGUGGGGGACGUGAACAGGGAGGAGGGAGGCCGGGGGAGGAGGCCCCAGUGGAGGCUGAACGGCCGCACUCUGAUGCUCAGAGAGGGAGUCUCUGAGAGCGACCAUGGAGCGGCGGUCUCUAUAUCCUCUGUGAAUGCGGAUCACAGUGGGAGGUACAGCUGUCACCGCAAGAAAAAGGUGCUGUAUUCGUUGAAGGUGAUCGUUGCAGCUCCUCCUGAGCAGCCUAUCAUGAGCUGCUAUAAGAGGUCGCCCAGCAGCAAGAUCCGCUGUGAAUGGACCCCGCAGCAGCCCGUCGUCGUGCAGCCUCAUUGCUACCUCUAUCUGGACAAAGGCACCGCGGGCACCUUCUCUCGGCUCAACUGCUCGUUCUCGGGGCGUCCCAUGCGCUGCUGGUGCGCCCUGGAGCACAGGGAGGAGGAGAAGAGGCUCCUGCACAUGGCCUACCUGUGUGUCAGCAGCACGGCCGGAAACUCCACCAGCCGCCUGCAAAUCUUCAUACCCAUGGGCAUCAUCAAACCCGAGCCCCCGUCUGCGGUGGCGGUGCGGGCGGUGGAGGGCCAUGAGAGGCUGCUCAGCGUGAGCUGGCGCUUCCCCUGCUCCUGGAAGCGUCACGACCAGUACUACGAGUUGGUCUACGAGAUCCAAUACCGGCCCGCCUCCUCCCUGGACUCACAGAGAGACACCAUCAAACACCAGCAUUACACCAUCAGAGAUGUGCUGCCUAUGGUGGAGUAUGUGAUUCAGCUCCGGGCCAAGGAUGAGUACGAUGGGCAGUGGAGUGACUGGAGCCCACCUGUAUACGCAUACAGUUGGACAGCACCGCCUGUGCCGUUGUGGAGUACUGAUCAAGCUGCGACACUGGACCCACUCUACAUUUACUCAGCAGGAUCUGGGAGUGGGAUGGGCUACACCCCUACCUUAGAGUCAGAGCAGACCCAGGACCAGGUGUGGCUUCACUCCCUGUGGAUAUCUGGCCUGUGUGUUCUCCUCUCCCUGGCCCUGGCUGUGUAUGCAUUCAGGCACAGGGAGAAGUUUGUCUCAAAGCUUCAUAAUUUGAACAUGGUCACUGUGUGCGCGGCCGAACCACGUCCCCCGCCCUCCAACUCCCUCGCCACGGCCGCAACGGCCCAUGAAGGACACGCACUUGUGACCUUUACCCCCGCUCCCUACAAAGACCCCCUGCCCAAUGCAGUGGAAGAACAGGAGGAGGAGGAGGAGGAGGAAGAGGAGGACAAGAGAGAAAAGCCAGAGAAAAGGAGUGAAGCAAUCAGUUUCAACAAUACAAGCUACUUCCUGCUCCAGACAGACAGGGAGAGCGUUUCCCAACAGUCUGGUCCCAAAUGUCUUUAAAAAGAAGUCCUUCUGAAGAGGCCACCAGACAUCCGACAGUUUGCAGCAGAACACUUCAACAACGACCUUUGUGAAACGUUGGAUCUGAAAAGCGAGGAAGCUGUGAAAUGGAAUCAGGCUAAAUAAAGCAGUUAUUGCGUG
This is a messenger RNA of Gadus morhua (Atlantic cod), 2228 nucleotides long. It is a transcript of the gene il6r, whose product is annotated as interleukin 6 receptor. The record is from RefSeq and is a predicted model, not a curated record. The transcript has 12 exons. Gene Ontology annotation, molecular function: cytokine receptor activity; protein binding. Gene Ontology annotation, cellular component: external side of plasma membrane. NCBI's taxonomy places the organism in Eukaryota, Metazoa, Chordata, Actinopteri, Gadiformes, Gadidae. Gene Ontology annotation, biological process: immunoglobulin mediated immune response; cytokine-mediated signaling pathway. The coding region runs from base 213 to 2087 and encodes 624 amino acids.